AUACAACACACAACACAACGUGAAUGUUAAAUAAAAAUACAUGAUUUGAUUUUAUAAAUUUAUUAAUGUAUUUUCCAUGACAUUAUUUUGGUACUGGCUGACAGCCCUGAAUGUAAAUGUCAAAAAAACAACAUAACCCUAUAAAAAUUGCAUAAAAAAAAGUAAUAAAGUAAAUAAAUAGUCAAAUUUCAUUAUUAUUUCAAUAUGACUAAGCUAAUAAAUAAGGAAGCUGCUCGAAUUAACCCGUGUCUAAAGGAACAAGAAAUGUCCUACGAAUGCCUAAAUAAAAAUGGAUUUGAUCACGCUAAAUGUGAAAACUAUUUCGAUAACUACAACACUUGUAAGAAGUUUUGGGGCAAAGUGUAUAGCGACAGAAGAGCAAAAGGAAUUCGGCCAUAUCUACCUGAUAUUGAAGAGAGAGAGAAAAUAAAAGCUGAUUAUAUUAAGGCAGUGAGAGGCGAAUGAUAUUUAAAAAAAAAAAAUAAGUUAGGUGACUGUUUAGUAUACAGACUACACUAUAGGGUAAUUUUGCUAUUUUUUACUAAAUAAAACCACAUACCUAUCUAAUUGCAAGUAAGUAUCUUUACAGUAAGUUAUUUAAACCAUAGAUGUAAAAUAAAAAAGUGUAAAUUUCAAACAAAAUAGAUAUUAAUAAAAAGUAAUUGUAAUUGUACGCGCCCACUGCCACCACUACUUCUCUAAGAGAAUUUCUCACAGCGACAUCAUACUUUCUUUCGAUUCUUGGUGAAAAUAUUCAUAAUGGAUGAUUUUUGGCACAAUGUCAGCAAAGGGGAAGAUGAGUAUGUGGUUUUAUUUAGUAAUGCAAUGUCAAAAUGACGCUCUAUAUAUCAUAUUUAGGGAUGGAAAGCGCAUGAAUAAAUAGCACUAAUAUCUUUUUGUAUAAACGGUUUCGGUUUUGUAAUAUUUCAACAUUUGGAUUAAGAUAUAAGGAAUUAAAAUACAAAGUGUCAAAGUAACAUAUAAAUAUCUAUCCAUCUUUUCAUUACCUCUUGUACUUGACAUAGUUCAUAGAUUCUAUAUUUUUAAUAAUUAUUAAUACACUAAAGGCAUUAUUUAAAUUGUUUCUUGUUUCAAUUUAAUUCUUUGCAUCUGUAAAUAUUGUAUCGAUUCUACAAUUAUUGUAAUUCAGACAAUAUCUGUGAUUUUACCAUUGAAAUAAUUUUGAAACUGCCUUGGCAAGAUUUAUAUUUUUGAACAAUUUUUGGGCACUUCUGACUACCUCCUUGGGGGUUAAAUUAAAACAUAAACUUAUGCUAACAAGCAGGACUGUCUUAUAAGGGCCCCUGGACUAUGUACACCUAAGAUUGAAAGCCCUUUUUAUUGGUGUACUUAGCAAAGUGGAUACACAGUUAUCAAUACCCCCUUACUAAAUGGGGAUCAUGGGUACACACCCCUCUGCUCUUAAGGUAAAGACGGCCGUAGUUAGUAAGACCUCUACAAUUUUCAACACAUUGUGAUAUUCUUGUUUUAGUUAAAUAUAUUAAGUAUGCUGAUCUUCUGCUACUUUGCAUUUAAGGAAAGUAGGACCCUGUAAAUCUGUAUUGAAGUACAUUUAUAAAAAUAAUCAUAUUGAUUUCUGUCUAUUCAGUUUCAGAAAAAGCUAAUAAAUUUAGUUAUCUCUAAAUCAAUUGUAAUGUAACUUUUACCUUUAGGUCACCAUAUUGACAUGAAUAAAUGAGCAUUUCAAAGUAACAGCACUAAAUUUUAAUAAAUUAUGUUGUUAAUUAAAA
This is a messenger RNA of Manduca sexta (tobacco hornworm), 1751 nucleotides long. RefSeq names its product coiled-coil-helix-coiled-coil-helix domain-containing protein 7. The coding region runs from base 205 to 465 and encodes 86 amino acids. Lineage: Eukaryota; Metazoa; Arthropoda; Insecta; Lepidoptera; Sphingidae. The transcript has 3 exons. The record is from RefSeq and is a predicted model, not a curated record.